AUGAGAUUAUUAACUGACGAAGAAACUAAAGUCUUUUUCACUAAGCUUUCAGAAUACAUUGGCCCAAACAUUAAAUUCUUAAUCGAUAGAACUGAUGAACCUCACGUUUUCCGUCUUGUAAAAGAUCGUGUUUAUUACAUGAGUGAAUCAAUUAUGAAAUAAGCUCAAAAUAUUGGCAGAGACUAGUUGAUGCACGCUGGUACAUGCUUUGGUAAAUUCACUAAGGGUGGAAAAUUCAGAUUGAGCAUCACUUGUUUAGAUUAUUUAGCCAAGUUUGCCAAGAAUAAAGUCUGGCUCAAACCUUAGGGUGAACAAUCUUACUGUUACGGUAACCACGUUAUUAAGGCCCACGUAGGUAGAAUGACUGAAAAUAUAGUUUAAUACGCUGGUGUUGUUAUUUUCUCUAUGAAUGACAUGCCUCUUGGUUUUGGUAUUGCUGCCAGGGGUACUCUUUAAGCCAAGGAUAUGGAUCCUACUGGUGUUGUUGUUUUCAAUCAAAGUGAUGUGGGUGAAUAUUUACGUAACGAAGACGAAGAAAGAUCUGCUGCUUAAUAAAAUCAAUAAUAGUGA
Tetrahymena thermophila SB210 is the source of this 570-nucleotide messenger RNA. Its product is annotated as 60S ribosome subunit biogenesis NIP7-like protein. The record is from RefSeq and is a predicted model, not a curated record. Gene Ontology annotation, molecular function: RNA binding. Gene Ontology annotation, cellular component: nucleolus; nucleus; preribosome, large subunit precursor. Gene Ontology annotation, biological process: ribosome assembly; ribosomal large subunit biogenesis. Lineage: Eukaryota; Ciliophora; Oligohymenophorea; Hymenostomatida; Tetrahymenidae. The transcript is spliced from 2 exons.